AUGCCACUCACUAGUGAUGCUGGAAGUUCUCCUAAGAAGCAGAGAAUAGUCAUGACCUUGGAAGGAAAAGUUGAACUGCUUGCCAACAUCUUGUCUAGUGAAAAGAAAAUUUAUUACAAAGGCUGUGCCGUCCAAUUUUUCUUCUUUGCUCUGUCUGUCACCACUGAGGGCUUUCUUCUGGCUGUCAUGGCAUUUGAUCGAUUCUCAGCCAUUUGCUCCCCACUCCUGUAUCCUGUGCAUAUGUCCCCAAAACUCUGUGUUCAGUUGGUAACUGGCUCCUACGUCUGUGGCUGCAUCAAUGCUGUAGUCCAAACAAGUUUCACCUUUAGUUUGCGUUUCUGUGGGGAAAACAGAUUGGACCACUUUUUCUGUGAUGUCCCAGCCCUGAUCAAGAUCUCCUGUGUGGACACCUUUGUGAACGAGGUUGUAUUGUGUAGUCUUUCUGCUCUCAUCAUCAUCACCACCACAACUGUCAUUCUGGUUUCCUAUGCAUAUAUCCUCUCUUCUGUCCUAAAGAUCCCUUCAACCCACGGCAGGAGUAGGACUUUCUCCACCUGUGGCUCUCAUAUAGCAGUGGUGAGCUUAUUCUACGGGACUGUGUUCUUCAUGUAUGCCCAACCUGGAGCCAUCUCCUCUCCAGAAGAGAACAAGGCUGUAGCUGUGCUCUACACCCUUAUAAUCCCAAUGCUAAAUCCUCUAAUAUACAGUCUGAGAAACAGGGAUGUGCAAGAUGCUGUGAAAAGAAUAUUACACAGUAAAUGA
Odocoileus virginianus texanus is the source of this 762-nucleotide messenger RNA. Its product is annotated as olfactory receptor 9S13-like. Gene Ontology annotation, molecular function: G protein-coupled receptor activity; odorant binding; olfactory receptor activity. The record is from RefSeq and is a predicted model, not a curated record. Lineage: Eukaryota; Metazoa; Chordata; Mammalia; Artiodactyla; Cervidae. Gene Ontology annotation, biological process: G protein-coupled receptor signaling pathway. Gene Ontology annotation, cellular component: membrane.